Clonostachys rhizophaga is the source of this 1548-nucleotide messenger RNA. The record is from the annotation of a GenBank genome assembly. Lineage: Eukaryota; Fungi; Ascomycota; Sordariomycetes; Hypocreales; Bionectriaceae.
AUGUCGCGUCGCCAACUAUUGGACGCCCUUAGCAAUUCUUCCAUCGUCGGACCAGCCUCUGAGGUCCUGGCUGCCAAUCACAAAUGCAAUUUGCCUUCGUUACCCGCGCCCAGCCCACCGUUCACAGGCCAACAAGCAUCAUCCUCGUCGUCAUCAUCACCUCAAGACGUCAAGUACUUUGACCAUUUUCGCCGCACAACAGCACCCAAUACAGACUCGUUUAUCCCCUCUAUGUUCUGGGGCCAGGAUCUUUUGCAGCUUGCGCAUGACGAACCUGCCAUGUGGCACGCGACCAUCGCUGUUGGAGCCUUACAUCGGAGAUGGGAGCUCAGUUCUCCAGGAGAGGAAAUGGAUACCUUGAUUCGCCAUGCGACCGUUCACUACGGCAAGGCCAUGGCGUUGGCAAGUACUCUGGAUUCACCUGACAAACUGCUCGCCUUGGGCCUGCCCCUCAUCGCUGCAGCCAAUAUGCUCGGCCUUUGGUCCGAGUCUCACAUGCACAUCCUGUCUAGUUUUCGGAUACUGGCUGAGGUACCAAAGCCAUCGGCAUUUGAUGAUGUGAAGAAACGAAUUGCCGCGACACUGACACGGAUGGAUAUGCAAUCGUUUACACUGAGUGAUUCAGACUCACCAUAUCCUUUUGCCCAAUCAGCCGCUAUACGAGGAAUCAACCAAGUGACAGGAGACGGUGUAUUUAAUUCCUAUUCCCACGCUGCAUCUACAUUAUUCGAUAUCAUACGGCAACUAAUGGUCAAUGGUCGGAAUUACUGGGACGGCGGCAUGGACGACGCGAGUUAUCGUACCGUUAAUGACCAAGUGCGACUGGAUCUGGAGCACUUUGAACGCACGAUGACCAAGUUCGAAGCGCGUCGUCAUGAUUUCUUAGACGAGCAUGCAGCCAUUUCUAUUCGAGUCUAUCAUGCCUGGCUACGAUAUAUAUUUAAAACAAAACUAUUUGGACCGGAAGUCCGACACGACAACUGUUUGGGAUAUUUUCAACUCAUCGCGACACUUGUGCACAUCUUUAUCGAAAGAAGAGGAGGAAACAACGACAACAAAACGGAAUCCCUUCAACUCAGUCUUGAGCCUGCAGUAGUGCUGCCUCUAUUUGAUGCUGCCAAAAGAUGUAGACAUCCGGCAUUGAGGCGCCAUAUUCUGAAUCUCAUGAGAAAAAUGAAUCGCCACGAAGGCAUGUGGAGGAGCGAUGGUGCGGCCGUGGCCAUUUCUAGUAUUAUGGAUGUGGAAGAGGAGGGACUGUGGGAGGAAUAUGAGAAUAUUGGUUCUCUGUGUGAAAAUCACCUUUUGAAGAAGAGAGUGCAGACUGAUUCAUUGUCCAUUCCAUGGGGAGCUUGGUCUUUGGCGGACUUUUCACCACCUACAUGUUACACGUGGGAUGGUAUGGCUCGCAUUUCGGAGCAGCAGAGAGUAAGCUCUGUGAUGAUGGCGAAUCAAUUUGACUCGAGGGAGUUGAAUUUGCAGCUUGUCAUGAGCGGAUUUGAUCCCGAGAAGCCUUUGGUCACGAUGAAACCAUUAACAGUAAAGUUUUAG